AUGACGAAGCUUCUUCAAUUGGGACACGAGUCAUCUUGCCUUCUUCCUUCACUGGUGGUAGACGUUAUAUGUUUAACCGAUGUCAGGAUGCGAUGGCAAUCUGUAAACAUUUUGACUAUUGAGCGAGAGCGAAUUCCCAUCGCUGAUCGUCCUGAUAUCUCUUGCCGUGUCUUUCAUGCUAAGUUGAAAUGCCUACUAAGCGAUCUCAAGGAAGGUGUGUUUUUUGGUCCACUUAGUGCUGGUAUGUAUACUAUUGAGUUCCAAAAAAGAGAUCUACCACAUGCACACAUGUUACUAUGGCUUAAUGGGGAAAGCAACUUACAAAGUGUUGAAAUUGUUGAUGAAUUCAUCUGUGCCGAGCUACCCAAUUCCCUCAAAUUUCCAGCUCUUUAUAAUGUCGUCACCAAGUACAUGAUCCAUGGUCUAUGCGGUCGACUUAGACCGAGUUCUCCUUGCAUGAAAGAUGGUAAGUGCUCAAAAUUUUAUCUGAAAAGAUUCGUUGACCAAACGAGCUUUGAUGAGGAUGGCUAUCCGAUAUAUAGACGUCGUAAUAUGGGUGUGACAGUGAAGAUCAAUGAUGUUGAUAUUGACAACAGAUUUGUUGUGCCCUAUAAUUCACUGUUGUCAAUGAAAUAUCAAGCUCACAUAAAUCUUGAGUUCUGUAACAAGUCAAAUGUCAUCAAGUAUCUUUUUAAGUAUAUCAAUAAGGGCCCGGAUCGGGUGACUGUAACUAUUGGAGAAACAUAUCAUGUUGGUGAAUCUUCUCAGGUGGUUGAUGAGAUCAAACAGUAUUAUAAUUGUCGUUAUUUAUCACCGUCUGAAUCCAUGUGGAGAAUUUUUGCUUAUGAUAUUCAUCAUAGAUGGCCAUCAGUACAGAGGUUGACUUUUCACUUGCCGAACCAGCAAAAUGUUGUACUCGAUGAUGCUGAUAUCUCUACUCAUGUUUAUUUGCGCAACAAAGAUUUGCUGACGAUGUUUACGGGUUGGAUGAUGGCCAACAGGCGAUUCUCGGAUGGGCGGUCUUUAACAUAUGUUGAAUAUCUAGGAAAAUUUAUCUAUUGUUCGAACAGUAGGGAGUGGAAGCCGAGGCAGAGGGGAUUCUCAAUUGGAAGAUUGAGUUUUGCUCAUCCCUCAUCUGGUGAACUUUUCUAUAUGCGGAUGCUUUUGAAUGUGCAGAGAGGUUGUACCAGUUUUCGAAGUAUAAGAACCGUGAAUGGUGUUACUUAUGAUAUAUUUCAAGAGGCAUGUUCCGCCAUGGGAUUCUUGAUAGAUGAUAAGGAGUAUGUUUCUGCUAUUAAGGAAGUCGCCGAGGUAGCAUCUGCUGCACAGCUAAGGAGGCUUUUUGUGAUGUUGUUGCUAUCUGGUUCCAUGGGAAGACCUCUGUCAAUUUGGGAACAAACUUGGGCUUAUCUAUCAGAUGAUAUUCUUUAUCGCAGAAGGCAUGAGCUGCAAUAUCCCGAUCUAACGAUGAGUCCGGACGAGUUGCAAAUGUUUUGUUUGUUGGAGAUUGAGAAACUAUUACAGAGUAAUGGAAAAUCAUUGAGAAAUUAUGCUUGCAUGCCAGUUCCUAAUGACUCUUUAGUCUCUCAAUUUAGCAACUUGAUGUUGUUGCGUGAGUUGCAGUAUGAUACUGUUUCUUUGACUCAUGAGCACGAUGCAAAUGUCUUAAAGUUAAAUGAAGAACAGAGGGUGGUCUACGAUAAAAUUAUUGAUUGCGUUUCGAAUAAGAGGCACGGAUUUUUGUUUGUGUACGGGUUUGAUGGCACUGGAAAAACUUUUUUGUACAGAGUUUUGUCGGCUAGAUUGCGAUCCGAGAAAAAGAUUGUUAUAAACAUUGCUUCUAGUGGUAUUGCUUCUCUGUUGUUACCUGUUGGUAAGAUGGCACAUUCUAUGUUCAAUAUUCCUGUUGAGCUGACUGAAGAUACUGUUUGUCGGAUUAAGAAAGAUAGUGCAAAAGCCGAGGUAGUCCGAUUGGCUGACUUGAUUAUUUGGGAUGAGGCACCGAUGACUAACAAAUUAGCAUUUGAAGCGGUCGAUAGGACGUUACAUGAUAUAAUGGUUUCGGUCUCUGAUAGGAAUAAAGAUUUACCUUUUGGUGGGAAUGUGGUCAUUCUCGGUGGUGAUUUCAGGCAGGUCUUGCCAGUUAUUCUGAAAGGUUCUCGUGCUGAGAUUAUCAUGGCUUCGAUAAAUUCUUCUAUCCUCUGA
Messenger RNA from Arachis stenosperma, 2205 nucleotides. RefSeq lists its product as uncharacterized. The record is from RefSeq and is a predicted model, not a curated record. Lineage: Eukaryota; Viridiplantae; Streptophyta; Magnoliopsida; Fabales; Fabaceae. Gene Ontology annotation, molecular function: DNA helicase activity. The transcript has 4 exons. The coding region runs from base 1 to 2205 and encodes 734 amino acids. Gene Ontology annotation, biological process: telomere maintenance; DNA repair.